CCCAUGCAAUCAUAUUUCAAAGUCCAACCUGUCUGACAAAACCUAAACGAGAAUCUGGCUUCUGAGCAGCAUGAGCUGUUAGCUAGAUAGAACAAGGAUCUGUCUCCAGAACAUUGACCUCAUGUACAUAUUGGGCUUAUCAAGACUACAGAAGUUUUUGGAAGAGAAAUAUUUGGAUUGUCAAAGUUUGAACUGUUAAGGGGAAAAAAAAAAACCUCACAGGAGCUUGCAACGCCUUCUGUCUUUCAUUCACAUGUCUUCAUACUUGACUGGACAAAAAGAAAAAGGAAGACGAGAUCAGAACCUUCCUAGCAAUUUGCUCUUUUAAAUGUCUGAGCAACUGUCUUGUGCAGAAUAUAUGCCAGCCCUUUAUUGCUUACAUGCUUUAAAACGUAAUGUUUGAAAACUCUGAUCUGAGAGAAACUUGGCGUGCAUGCUUGUAAAAAGAAGCCGCGUGUUGCCGAGUGGACCCUACAUUUGUAUACGAUGGCAACCAUGGCGAAACCUUUUGUGGAAUACGUGUUUGGAACCUCUGCUCUUCUACAUGCAUUAGGCUGUUGACUUAUGCUGCCUGUGUGAAUUGUGGUUUGCACAUUUUUAAAAUCUAUUUAUUUUUCUUUCUUUCUGGAAGUGGUGUUGGCAAAAGGAGACAGAUUAAAGGGUUGGGGGGUUAUCUUGAUGUUUGAUCCAGUUACUAGUAUGGGCGAUGGAGUGUCCGAGGAACGAAGCCCUCUGUGUGGCAAAUCAGCCACGUCUUGUUCAGAACGAGUCAGAGACAAGGGAGCUAGGACUGAACUGGAGUGUUCCUUACGAGGCCACAGUCUAAAGAACAUUCCUGUGACCUCCACCUCCAGCCCGGGCUCGUCCAAGGAAGACGGUCAGGACAGCCAGUCUGCAGGAGAAGCUGAUUACUGUCGACGGAUCCUGGUCAGAGAUGCCAAAGGGACCAUCAGGGAGAUUGUUCUCCCGAAGGGCCUGGAUCUGGACAGGCCCAAACGCACCAGAACGUCUUUCACAGCCGAACAGCUGUAUCGCUUGGAGUUGGAAUUCCAGAGGUGCCAAUAUGUGGUUGGCAGAGAAAGGACGGAACUGGCAAGGCAGCUCAACCUUUCAGAAACGCAGGUCAAAGUUUGGUUCCAGAACAGGAGGACUAAACAGAAGAAGGAUCAGAGCAGGGACUCUGAAAAACGUUCCUCUUCAACGUCUGAAUCAUUUGCUACUUGCAAUAUUUUACGGUUGUUGGAACAAGGCAGACUUUUAUCUGUUCCACCCAAUUUGCUCUCCCCUAAUCAAAACACCUUAGGCACUUCUUCUGGAAAUGGGUCCAGCUUGGGAACUUCAGGAAGCACGUCACCAGGUAUAAGCAGCACACCUCCCGGAUCUGGCGUGUUCACCCUCCAAGUCCCAUCCCUAGCUUCUUCAUCUUCUCCAAGACUACCACCCCCUCUUUGCUUUCCAGGUCCGAUAUUGGGAGGUCUACAUGAAAUACCUACCGGGUAUGGACUUGGGAGUUCAGCUUUUGAGCCUUACACCCGUCUGGAAAGAAAAGAUACUACUUCCAGCAAAAAGCCGAGUUCCUAACUCUUUUGAAGUGAACUUGUCAGAUUCCCACUGUAUUUACUUUCGGGUAACACACCCAAUGACUGGAUUGCAAGUGGAAAUUCAAAAAGAUUGUUUACCAAAUGUGUCUCGUGGUGUGUAUUUGUUUCACAGUGAAAACAAGCUCUGCUAUGUGGAGAUAAUCGUAAAAGAGAUGAACAAGGUCUAAUGGAUCAUGUCAAGUUGGAAGCACUGGUGCAUCUGGUUGUGUCCACUUUUUAAAUGACCCUCAAGCACUCUUGCCACAUUGCUAAAUUAUAUUUGUCAUACUUAUGUGUAUGUGCCCAAGGGCCAGGAUUCUGCAUCGUCUUAGAUGUGUUGGGUAAAUGAGCUAGAUAAAGGUUUACAAUGUUACUAAAAAGGAUUAUUUUGUUGACUACACUAUGUAGUUCAGUGCAAAAUAAAGAUACAAAUAUAUAUAAUUUUUAUCCCAGAUUUGUUAAAUGUACCUAUCCAAUCAGCAUUAUGUUUUUUGGGUGACCAGGCUAAAAUAAGUCACAAUAAUUAGACUGACAGCAAUCAGCGGGGGAGAUGUAUAAAAACGUUGCUGAUGUAAGUUUACAGAAUUCCCAUUGUCAGACAGAUGAGUAAGAGUAAAUGAAUGAAGAGUAAGUUGGAACUUUAUAUAUAAACAAAUUAAAUUAAUCUGCAUCACUAAUGUAUGUGCACACGUGUAUAAAAUAAGCAGAGAUUAAGGAUGGUGGGUGGGAAGAUUUCUCUGAAUAGGGUUACAAGUAACUGAAUAGGGUCAUAGUAACU
Messenger RNA from Pelobates fuscus (common spadefoot toad), 2358 nucleotides. It is a transcript of the gene VAX2, whose product is annotated as ventral anterior homeobox 2. Gene Ontology annotation, biological process: central nervous system development; brain development; regulation of transcription by RNA polymerase II. Gene Ontology annotation, molecular function: DNA-binding transcription factor activity, RNA polymerase II-specific; RNA polymerase II cis-regulatory region sequence-specific DNA binding. Gene Ontology annotation, cellular component: nucleus. The record is from RefSeq and is a predicted model, not a curated record. Lineage: Eukaryota; Metazoa; Chordata; Amphibia; Anura; Pelobatidae. The coding region runs from base 679 to 1581 and encodes 300 amino acids. The transcript has 3 exons.